AAAAUAAACAAAAGCUCAAGUGGAGCUGUCUUUGGACUCCAUUUUGCACCCAGCUUUCCUGCACGGAAGAUUCUACCUACAACUCUCCUAGACAGCUACGCCUUCUAUUCAGCGGGCGGCGGCGGAGAUGGGCGGAGAAGAGGAUCAGCUGAAGAAGAUAGCGGCCGCGUCGUACGACUACGAGAACGAUCCCCGGUGGGCCGAUUACUGGUCCAAUGUUCUCAUCCCUCCCCAUAUGGGCUCCCGCGCCGACGUCGUCGACCACUUCAAGCGCAAAUUUUACAAGCGAUACAUUGAUCCCGAUCUAGUGGUUGAGCCAAUGGCUACCAGCAGUUCAUCUCAGCAGGCAAAACCAUCUGCUCCGCCUACAACUUCAUCAUCUACAAAUUCCCAACCACGAGCUCAAAGCUCAGAUUCGUCUGGAAGGACAUCGGCAACUCCAACACCAAAUCCAGCAUCUUUGCGUUGGGAUAGGCAAACUAUACAAUUUUCAGUCAAUGCUUGGGUCAUUGUUAUGGCGGCACUUGCAAUCUUUCCCCUUAGUCCCACAAACCUUGCAAACAGGGCAUAUAAACUUUCCUUUAUGGGAACAGCAUGUUCAACAUUGUAUUCUUUGUAUGCAUUAUAUGGGAAACCCAGGGCAUGGAAUAUGCAGGCAAUGCAAGUGUGGUUGCAGACAGUGAUAGUGACAAAAGAUUUUAUCUGCUUCAUAUACUGUCUUAUUUUUCUCCCUUCACAACUUUACCUCAAAUUUGCUUUGAUUCCAGUAUUAUGUCAAUGCCUUGAAUAUGUUGCGAAGUUCCUCAGGAGUAACUUUAGUAGAACCACUUUAUACAGGAGGUACUUUGAUGAAGCCUGUGUAUGGGUUGAGUCAAAUACAAGUACCCUUAAAAUACUGUCUUCACAAGCUGAGAUUGGACUUGGAAUCCUUUUGAUUUUAUCUCUUUUCUCGUGGCAGCGCAACAUAUUACAGACCUUCAUGUAUUGGCAGCUACUGAAACUCAUGUAUCAUGCACCCGCAACAGCUGGUUACCAUCAAAGUGUAUGGUCGAAGAUUGGGAGGCUCAUUAUUCCUCUAGUCCAUCGAUAUGCCCCAUUCCUGAACAAACCCAUAUCUGCUGCACAGAAAUGGUGGUUCAGGUGAUAUAUUAUAAAUAUAAAUUUCCAGCAAAGAUUGCAGAAUAAGCUCCAGGGACAUGACCCAAUCUGAAAAACGAUCGAGAACUUGAAUGGUUAAGGGAUGUUUAUCUUUCCUUUUGAAGGAAGACUCCAAUGGGUGCACAAAUUGUACCAUGUGCGCACAUGUUCUGUUAGCUAGAGCCUCUUUACUAUUAUGAAUUUGUACAAGUAUUGGCCGAAUUGCUUUUCUUUUGAAAUAAUGAUGUUAUAUGUUGCACCCCUCCCCCUCUUUUCUAGACCACACUUCGUGGUUAUGGUAAGUUCUUUUAUGACGUGUUUGAGAAUAUAAAUUUGGAUUUUGAAUCUAAAUUUGACCCAAAUUACAGGUUUUGGAAUAAAAAAGGGAUUUGGAU
Messenger RNA from Cuscuta campestris, 1532 nucleotides. NCBI's taxonomy places the organism in Eukaryota, Viridiplantae, Streptophyta, Magnoliopsida, Solanales, Convolvulaceae. The record is from the annotation of a GenBank genome assembly.